GAGAAGUAAAGAUGGCGGAGAAUAGCGGCACGGACCCGGCCGUGGAGACGAGCGCUGAGGAAAAUGCCUCCGCUAGCGCGACUAUCAUCAAAGUUACCGUCAAAACACCCAAGGACAAAGAAGAAAUAGCCAUUCCCGAAGAUUCAUCCGUCGCACAGUUUAAAGAAGAAAUAUCCAAAAGAUUCAAGGCAAAGCAGGACCAGUUGGUUCUGAUUUUUGCUGGCAAGAUCCUGAAAGAUGGAGACACGCUCGGUCAGCAUGGCAUUAAAGACGGACUCACAGUUCAUCUGGUCAUCAAAACCGCACAAAAGACUUCAGGUGGCGAUAGUCCACAGUCUUCUGCCUCUUCUGUCCCUGGACCAUCGCAGGGCAACGAUGCCGGGACCGCUACCCCCAGCCCGACUGGCAACCUGGGCACAACCCAGGGCAGUGGGCAGACCCCAUCCCCGUCACAGCCAGCUAAUUUACUAGCUGGUUUUGGUGACCUGUCAGGCCUGUCUAAUCUCGGUAUGGGCUCUGCCAACUUCAUGGAGCUCCAGCAACAGAUGCAGCGGCAGCUCAUGUCCAACCCAGAGAUGCUCUCUCAGAUCAUGGAGAACCCGCUUGUGCAGAGCAUGAUGUCCAACCCUGACCUUAUGAGGCAGAUGAUAGUGGCCAAUCCCCAGAUGCAGCAACUAAUGGAGCGCAACCCAGAGAUUUCACACAUGCUCAACAACCCAGAGCUCAUGAGACAGACAAUGGAGUUGGCAAGGAACCCAGCCAUGAUGCAAGAGAUGAUGCGUAACCAGGACCGGGCGCUUAGCAACCUAGAGAGUAUUCCCGGGGGGUACAAUGCACUCCGGAGGAUGUACACAGACAUUCAGGAGCCCAUGUUUAGUGCUGCACGUGAACAGUUCGGAAAUAACCCCUUUUCGGCAUUGGGUGGUAAUGCUGAUGGCUCGGGAAUACAGCCCUCCAGGACAGAAAACAGAGAGCCCUUGCCAAAUCCCUGGAGCCCCCCAGACACAGCCACCUCUGGGACUGCUACCACCACAAGCUCCACCACAAGCUCAACCACACCCAGUGUGUCCAACCCACUGGGCAUUGCCUCCUCUAACCUUGGCAAUGGUAUGUUUAACAGUCCCGGCAUGCAAAGCCUCAUGCAGCAGAUCUCGGAGAAUCCACAGCUUAUGCAGAACAUGCUUUCUGCUCCCUACAUGCGCACCAUGAUGCAAUCCCUGGCUCAGAAUCCUGAUGUUGCCUCACAGGUGAUGAUGAACAACCCGCUCUUUGCUGGAAAUCCACAGCUACAGGAGCAAAUGAGACAGCAGUUACCAGUGUUUCUACAGCAGAUGCAGAACCCAGAAUCCCUCUCUGUAAUGACAAAUCCUCGAGCCAUGCAAGCCCUAAUGCAGAUACAGGAAGGACUGCAGACACUUCAAACUGAAGCCCCUGGUCUUAUGCCCAGUCUGGUUCCUGGUGCCAUCCCUGGUGCCAUCCCUGGUGCCAUCCCUGGUGCCCCACUGCCAACAGGGGUAAAUGUGACCCCUGAGAAUGUUCCACCCUCCGGCCAGGGCUCCACCCCCACAGCUGGUACUAAUCCUGCCCAGCAGCAGCUCAUGCAACAGAUGCUACAGAUGUUUGCUGGAGGAAGUGCAUCGACUCAGACUCCAGAGGUUCGUUUCCAGCAGCAGCUGGAGCAGCUGAGUGCCAUGGGCUUCAUAAACAGGGAAGCCAACCUUCAGGCCCUCAUCGCCACCGGGGGUGACAUCAAUGCCGCCAUCGAAAGACUGCUCGGCUCUCAGCCUUCCUAAUUCCACCAGCUGAGAGCGUGCAAAGGAAGACAUGAAAUGAACAUAGUCCAUCAUCACAUAAAAUCUGACAAGCCCACAUAGACAGAAUUCCAAUUAUUUCUCAAAUUUUUUUAAAUUUUUUUUUUUUUUAUCUUUGAAUCAAGAGCAAAGGGGUUCCAAAUUUGUUUCCUUGAACAAAAAACAAAACCAGAAUCGCUGUGGAAUGACAUCACACUAACCCACUCAUCACUAGUAAGAUGGGACAAAGCUUACACUUGCUGAACAAGUUUAGGUUACCAUUCCUUAUAAUUAAAACAUACUCGCAUGAGACACUGCACAAUAAUUAGGGGAAUAAAAAAACAUAUGCUUGAAUUCCUAAGCCAAAGGAAUUCUUGUCUGUUGUGAGAAUGCUUGGUUUCCUUCAUUUCUUUCUGUUUCUCCUAAAUCAUGCCUGAUCAAACCAGUAUUUAUUGCAGAAAUGUAGAGCUUAGUCUUUACUCCCUUUAAGCUUCCUCGGUUCACGUUGAUUUGAGUUCCUUGACAUUUGAUGUGUUAUUUGAAACCUAAUAGACAUGAACAUGUCAGAGCACUAUAACACCUUGACUCUGAUCGCUUACAUUUAAGCUAUUUUAGAAAGGUAUGAGUUUUGGAAGUGAGAUUCAAGAUAUUCCGUCAUCUCGUUAGUCGUUUGCCUUUGUGGGGAGUGUAAAUGAAGCAACGGUAAAGGCUUGUUAUAUUGGUAAGGUUGUAACAAAGCUUCAAUAAAAUUAUUUCUCAGCUUAACGAGCAAUGGCGAACACAGGCAACAUUUUGUCUUUACCAUAUCUUUUUGCUUUGACAUUGAAGUAAUCUAGUGCCUGGAGAAGACGUGUAUUGUAUACUGGUUACAUCAUUCUCAAGUUGAUCUGGCAGUGAACCUGGUUACGGCAUGAUAGUGAUGCUAGCUUAUCUCAGUGCUAAUCAACAGCCAUCUAAUGGAACUAACAGCUGAGUUUUGAUGUGAAUUAAAAAUGUGUUCAACUUGUUUUGCUGUACGUCCAUAAUCUAUAUAUAUAAAAACAAAGUCUAAAUGAAUUACAUGGUAAACACCUGAAAUUAUUGGGAUUUGUUGUUUCUUAAAGCCAACAGCAAGUUAAAGUAUCAUUGAGGGUUGUGGUUAUCAUGGGUGAGUCAGAUGCUGCUUACUGAAAAUAUGACCACAACACAAGUAAUAUUAGUGUGGAAUUCACAGACCAAACUCCAGGAAGUCAUAUUUAUAAAUGAUAUAAUUAUUUUUAAGCCUGGAAAAGUCAUGGAAAUUUCUAUAGUGAAUUCAAAUAGGCCCACUUCAAGUAAUGUUCAACUCCAACAUAUUUCGUCAGCUAGAAUUUGCUUCACUAUGCAAUCUAUCAAUUACAUAGAAAUGACAUGGAAUCAUGUCUUUUUUUGUAUUUAUGUACAUUAAAUGCCAUUUACAUAUUUUGAACAGACAUGGGAACGAUAAGAAACUAAAGCAGAAUCUAAGCUACUUGAAUACUUGGUCAACACAAACAAAAACUGAUAAGUACUAUAUGCUGUUACAGACUAAGGCUGGGCGAUACAGCUAAAGCUUUAAUCUUUAUAUAUUUUAGGCUUUUGAAGAUUUUCUAAAUAGUCUUGUCUAAAUAUAGACCUUUGUGCUUAAAGGAAUAUUCUAGGUUCAGUAAAUGAUAAUAUCAAUCUACAGCAUUUGCAGGGUUGGGAGCGUUAGUUUUGAAAUGUAUUCCAUUACAGAAUACAUGCUGUAAUUUGUAACGUAGUCUGUUAUAUUACUCAAGUUCAGUAACUUAUUCUAAAUACUUUGGAUUACUUCUUCAGCACUGGUAGAUUUUUCCACUUGUUUUGAUAAAAAAUAUAUAAAAACUCUGCCAGUACAGCAAGACGAAUUACACAUUUUAAAAAUGCAUUCUCUGAAAAACCUAAAUAUCUUAUGCAGUAUAGUUUCUAAAACAAGAUUAAUCAAAUUGAUCUUGUUUUAAUGAUUUUUAGAUAUUUUUACAGGAAACAAUACAAAAAUUAUAAUCAUUAAUACGAAUUUGGCCAAAUAUCAAAGGUCUUACUAGAAAAAAUUAAUGAUGAUCCAACGUGAAUUUUCUUGAUAAAAAAAUAUGAUCAUGUCUGGUAACGUGCAUGUAAAAUGGCUAGAAAUAGCAUUGUAGCUUAGCAUAAAGCUGACAAUAUACACAAGGUUUAUU
This is a messenger RNA of Xyrauchen texanus (razorback sucker), 3985 nucleotides long. RefSeq names its product ubiquilin-4-like. The record is from RefSeq and is a predicted model, not a curated record. Gene Ontology annotation, cellular component: cytosol. Gene Ontology annotation, biological process: ubiquitin-dependent protein catabolic process. Gene Ontology annotation, molecular function: polyubiquitin modification-dependent protein binding. NCBI's taxonomy places the organism in Eukaryota, Metazoa, Chordata, Actinopteri, Cypriniformes, Catostomidae. Bases 12 to 1793 code for a protein of 593 amino acids. The transcript is spliced from 11 exons.